GUGGUGGACGUGCACACAAGCCACAUCACGCGCAUCCCUCUGCUGCCCGACAGGGCGCCAGCGCCGGCCCAGCAGAGCUGCGGCAUCCACGCCAUCGAGCUGAACCCCUCCAAGACCCUACUGGCCACAGGGGGGGAGAACCCCAACAGCCUGGCGGUCUACCAGCUCCCCACGCUUGAUCCUAUGUUCCUGGGUGACCGCUAUGGCCACAAGGACUGGAUCUUCACCAUUGCCUGGAUGAGCGACACCGUGGUUGUGAGCGGCUCCCGCGAUGGCACCGUGGCUCUGUGGCGCGUUGACCCCGACAUGUGCCAAGGCAGCAUCGCCUGGCACAACGACGUGGGGCUCCCCGGCUAUGCUCAUAUCCUCCCAAGGGAUAUGGAGACCAUCCCCAGGGCCAGCUCCAGCCCCAACAACCGCAAGGUGCGGGCCCUGGCUUUCAGUGGCAAGAACCAGGAGCUGGGAGCAGUGUCCCUGGAUGGCUACUUCCACCUGUGGAAGGCCCGGAGCACCCUGUGCAGGCUGCUGUCCGUCAGGCUGCCCUACUGCCGAGAGAACGUGUGCCUGACCUACUGCGACGACUUGUCAAUGUACGCAGUGGGCUCCCAGGCCCACGUCUCCUUCGUGGAUCCGCGCCAGCGCCAGCAGAACCUGCGGCCCCUGUGCUCCAGGGAGGGCGGCACGGGCGUGCGCUCCCUGAGCUUCUACCAGUACAUCAUCACCAUAGGCACCGGCCACGGGUCCCUGCUGUUCUAUGACGUCCGUGCCCAGAAGUUCCUGGAGGAGAGAUCCUCGGCCAGCCCAGACUCCUCGCCACGGUCUACAGGGAAGAAGCUCAAGCUCACCGCUGGGAGAGGCUGGCUCAACCACAGCGACCUUUGGGUGAACAACUACGCUGGUGUAGAGGAGUUCCCCAAUGCGCUCUACACCCACUGCUACAACUGGUCUGAGAUGAAGCUCUUCGUGGCUGGCGGCCCGCUGCCUUCAGGCCUCCACGGGAACUACGCGGGCCUCUGGAGCUAA
This is a messenger RNA of Orycteropus afer afer, 1023 nucleotides long. Its product is annotated as DDB1- and CUL4-associated factor 12-like protein 2. The annotation marks the transcript as partial. Gene Ontology annotation, molecular function: protein binding. NCBI's taxonomy places the organism in Eukaryota, Metazoa, Chordata, Mammalia, Tubulidentata, Orycteropodidae. The transcript has a single exon. Gene Ontology annotation, cellular component: Cul4-RING E3 ubiquitin ligase complex. The record is from RefSeq and is a predicted model, not a curated record.